Messenger RNA from Gallus gallus (chicken), 14866 nucleotides. RefSeq lists its product as uncharacterized. Gene Ontology annotation, molecular function: zinc ion binding; double-stranded RNA binding; single-stranded RNA binding. The transcript is spliced from 21 exons. Gene Ontology annotation, cellular component: precatalytic spliceosome. NCBI's taxonomy places the organism in Eukaryota, Metazoa, Chordata, Aves, Galliformes, Phasianidae. The record is from RefSeq and is a predicted model, not a curated record. Bases 9408 to 10847 code for a protein of 479 amino acids.
AGGCUGAGGGUGAGGGGUUUACACGCUUGUCCCAAGACAGCCUCCAGGAGCCAGUCCUCUCCUCCAGCCCAGAGAGCACCCGAACACACUCCUACAGCCGGCUACCAAACGCACUGCACAUCACCAGCCCAAAAUCACAGAGUCACAGAGAGCAGCGACGGCUGUCAGCCUCACCAAACACUGAGAAAGUCACGAACAUCAACCAGCAAUUCCUUCUCUUUCUCAAUAUCCAUGCUAUUUAGGUACUUCAUUAUUUAUUUAUUUAUUUAUUUAUUCCUCAAGGAAAUACAUUCUUGCUCCUGGUUGCAAAUUAACAGAGUGUCCUGCAAGUGGGUCUGAUCUGGUCGGUCGCUACGUGCCUCGCCUAAGCGCAAGGCUGUAAGUCUUAGCCCCGAAUAGCAACGCUCCACGGUUCCUAAAGGAGAACUGUUUUAUUUUAGCUAGUGCAAACAUAUGUGCAUCAACACUCUUCUCGACAGACGACUCCUGAGCCCAAACAGAUCGGUUUUAUUUCAAUCCCGUCCCGCUCGUCUUUUGGAAGCCUCCAACUACCGAACGGCGUCAAGCAUUUCCAUGGGUUUUUCACUUGGGUUGUUUUUUUGGUCCUUUAGUCCAUCUCCUAAAAACUCACCGAAUGACGCACGAACGCUGUUUGCGCCCGUCUUCGGAAAGAACAAGUGGUUGGUGUGAUAUUACUCGGUUUUAUGAUACCUCUGCUUUUUCCCCAACAAAUACACAAAGCUCCAAAUUCACCCGAAGACGCACAGAAGUCUCGCUUACCGAACAAACUAUCGCAAAGUCACGAAAAGCCCCGCAGACCGAACACACGCUUCACCCUUCCCACACCGCUUUCGUACGUCAAAGCGAAACACCGAGAGAACCUUUAGCUCUUCAUCCGUACGCCGCCGAAACGACGCAUUUUCAGGGGACGCUCCGCGCCAGGUGACAAGGGAAGAGGAGGAUUAAAGAAGUGAAAGCUUGGAGCAGAGUAAGGAAGAAUGUGGUGGAAAGAAAAUAAUCACAGCUCUUUAGAAGACAAGUGAUCAGAGAUGUUUUGUUUUAGAGCCAUCCUUUAUCACUUUAUUUGCUGUGGCUGGGCUUAUCAACUCUAUACAGGUGAGGUGCAGGGUCUAUUGAGAUUAUUCUGUUUAGGUCUGAUCCUGUCACCUGUGGGGAUGAGCGAGGAGAUGAUGAGAAAACUCAGACAGAGUAAAGAAGCGUACAGAAUAUGGAAAGGGGAACAGGGCACUUGGGAUGAAUAUAGGAAUGUUGUCGGAGUAUGCAUGGAUGUGAUAAGAAAGGCUGAGACCCAUUUGGAAUUCAUCUGGCAAGGAGUGUGAAGGACAAGAAGAAAGACUUCUUCAAAUAUAUCAGGAGCAAAAGGAAGACUAGCAAAAAUGUGAGCCCACUACUGGACGGGGCUGGGUCCUGCAUCUGCCAAGGAAUAACCCUAUGCACCAGUACAGGAUGGGGGCUGACCUACCAGAAAGCAGCCCUACAGAGAAGGACCUGGGAGUCCUUGUAGACAGCAGGCUGAGCAUGAGCCAGCAGUGUGCCCUUUGUGGCCAAGAAGACCAAUGGUAUCCUGGGCUUCAUUAGGAAGAGUGUUGCCAGCACGUCCAGGGAGGAUCUUCCCCUCUACUCAGCCCUAGUUAAGCAACAUCUGGAGUACUGUAUGCAGUUCUGGGCUCAGCAGUACAAGAUAGGGAAGGGAGCUCCUAGAGUGAGUCCGGCAAAUGGCUACAAAGAUGCUUAAGAGGAUGCAACAUCUCUCCUAUGAGGAAAGUCUGAAGGAGCUGGGCCUGUUAAACCUGAAGAAGCCUGAGAGGGUAUCUUAUUGUGUACAAAUAUCUUAAGGGAGGGUAUCAAUAGAAAGGGGUCAGGCUGUUUUCUGUGGUGCCUGGCAAAGGAUGAGGCAACAGGCUCAAACUGAAACAGGGGAAGUUUUAUCUGCAUAUGAGAAAAAACUUCUUUGAGAGUGGCUGAGUACUGGAACAGGCUGCCCAGAGAGGUUGUGGAGUCUCCUUCUCUGGAGAUACUCAAAACCCAGAUGGACAUGAUCCAAGUACUCUAGGUGACUGCUCGAAGCAAGGAGAUUGGAUCAUUGUUCUAUGAUACUACGAGUAGAUGAUCCCAAUUGGUCCCCUCCAACCCCAACCAACUGUGAUAGAUAAAUGCCAGAAGAACACUGAACUGAAGAAUAAAGGGUACCCUGUCAGAUUCCAGAAACUCCAUGGCUAUACUGUUCAAAUGUUUCAAUAACCUAUUCAAAACUUUUCCAUUAUUAUUUUCUGCAAAGCAACUCAAUUUUUUUCUCAUAUUUUUCCCAGCAGAGGCUAGUAAUGAUUACACCAUAUCAUUCUAAUUUGUAGGAUUUAAUAAGCUUCUUCUAAAAAAGAGAGGAAAACUGAAAAAAUAAUCAUUUCCUUCUUUAAUUUGCCAGACGUCGUUGUUUUUAAAACUCUGGUCACUCUUGUUGCCCUACACUGAUUUUCUUUUGGGGAUCUUUUUUACUUGAAGUAUUGUGUUUUAAAACUAGGCACUGCUUGAUUUCUGUAGUUAUUGUAGCUUCUUAUUUAAAACCAAUAUUCUCAUGUGGCAAAAUGGGCAGGAUGAUGUUUGUCCAUCACAGCUCAGUUCUUCAGUGGAAAACAUAGGCAAAGCAGGAAUAACAAAGCAGUUAAUUAUCAUUCCCUGGAGGAAAUGUAAGCUGUGGAACAUGAAUAUUCAAAAAGUCUAAUCAAUACGUAAAUUAAUUAUUCAGUUGUACAUUUAAUAAAAUGAUAUAAAGUUAUCCAGUCGGUACUUUGCAGCUUUCUAAAGUAUCCAGUUCAACCACACUAAAAUCUUUGGAAAGAGGGCAGAGUAUGUGUUUAUGCCAAAACAGCUUAACUUUGUAUGCCACUACUACUCUCCCUUCAAAGGUUAUAGAAAUUUUCCAGAAUAGUCUAAACACUCCCUUUUUUUUUUUUUUUUCCAUAAAAAGACUGCAGACUAAGAUAAGGCACCCUUAUUUUUAUUGCACAACCCUGAUCUGCUCACUGCACUGUACUAUUCUUGCUGGUUCUUUGUACACCAAAGAGUGGUAAGAUUAAUUAAAGCAACCUGGCUGCCUAGGGGAGCUGCAUGAGAAUAUCCUGAGCCAUAUUUCAAGCGAAGACUUCUGCACAUUGUGUCAGUGGCAGCCAUCAUGGUCAGGAAAUUUUCCUGCCUGAACAAUGCCAGCCUUAUGCAAUAGCCCUCCCCACAGCUCUAAAGAUGACAAGUCUCAGCAGGAAGAAAAAAAUGAAGCAACGGUGAUUUCUAGUGAUGUUCUGCAGUGAUUUGGAAACUUUCCACCUUCAAGCCUUCGCUUCCCUGUGUGGAGAAAGACCAUGGCUGGAACUUGCACUGGUGCCACUGGUAACCUUGCCUUUAUUAAACAAUUUUGGGAAAUGGGAAGUAGGGGAGUGAUGCAUUUGCAAUGUACUGCAAAAGAUGGACCUGUAAAACUUCUGUUUUCUCAUCCCCCGUUUUCAAAAUGUAGCUACACCGUGUGAUCUCUCUGGGCAUUCCAGAGACACACGUUAAUCAGUUACUGACACCUGCAGACUUCUACCAGCCUGUCUAAGUGCUGGUCCUCUACUGAGCUCUAACUUCUUCAGGUAUUCUUCCUCCACAGAACCUGCAGUCCUUCAUAACCUCUUCACAAUAUGCGUAUGCCAUAUAGAAACAGAAGUCUUGCACGGCAAAGAGCUCUCUCCCCUUCCAGCAGCUGACUCCUUUCUUGUGAGCAUCUGUGCCAAUCCCAGCACAGGUCUCCUCCCACUGCAGUAAGACAUAAAAAAACAUGAGGAAUCAUCUUAAACACUCCCUCUUGCAUGCCAACUGGAAAACUGUUGUUUCUGAGUCACUGCUGGGGCUUUGAGUACUCUCUUCAUAUGUCUCUUAUGCACUAGUCCUACUCUGACAGACAGUGUGGGAAGAGUGUAAGUGUUACCAUUCCAGGAGUCAUUCCCUACUGUCCUCAAAGCCAGAGGAGAGGGAUUGAGGCAAGAGUGUGCUGCUGUUCAUUUCUGCUGGGUCAUCUUACGCUCAUCUCACAGGGGCACAGGGAUUUCCUGUGAUGCAGGAAGUGCAAAGCAUCUGCCCUAAGCUUUUUGUCAGCAGAACUUUAAUGCACCAAAGAUUCAUUUACUUGCAGAUUUUUUGGAGCAGCCCAAAUAUAACCUUUCUUUUUUUUUUUUCCCCACACUGCUAAAAUAUUUAGGAGUACUCUGCACUGCUGAAAUUCCCAAGCAUUUUCCUUAGAAAAAAUGCAGGUGUUUGUAAAUGUAUCUCUUUGCUCAGUUUAUUCAUUCUGCUCCUUCCUUUUACUAGUAAUUGGAGGAAGCUUGUCAAAAUUAUUAUACCCUGGAAUGGCAAAGCUUUGCUUUGCUUUAAGAAGGUGAAAGACUGCAGCGAUGACAUUCUAAACAAAUUGGAUAUCUGUGUUUAGAAAUGUGACUUGGCAAGCAGAAAACUAUACCUGGCACAUGGUUGAUUGAUUGCAUGUUGUAAUGUUAUGUUCUAAUUUCUUAGUAUGCUGACUUCAAGUGGCUUGUGGUCACUGAUUACAAGUUACACUGAUUAUCCCAUUCACCUUCUGAUUCAGUUCUUCGUUAUUCUUUUCCAAUAUGUGAGCUAUAGACAAAUAUUUUAAAAUACAAAAUGUGAUGUCAUCACAGACAUCACACAAUUAAGAGAUCUUGUAAUCUCUUAACAACCAUUCAUACAUGCCCUGUGGACUUAGUGAAGUUAGAUUCUCUUAGCUUUCCAAUUUAGUGUUGACUAUUUUUAGAUAACAUUGAGUAUCUUAUAUAGCAAGAGAGACAUAUGGAAAAGACCAGAUAAAAGUUAUUUUAAAGUUGGAAUACUGAUUCUGUCUGCGUAAGUUAAAUGUUUCUGACAGAAACAUCUGACAGGAACAACACAAUAUUUGCAGAAUCAUAGUCUGAAAGCAUGUUUUUAUUUCAGUUAAGAAUCACUUUGUAUUCCUUUGUUUUGCUAACGAACAAUUAGGUACUAAUCAUUAACUUCCAGUCAAAAUGCAGAUUUAAAACCCAUUUUCUACUCAGGCUGUGUAGAUCUUCCUCAGACACCCAAAACUACGCUGCAUGAGAAGAAGCGAACAGAUUCUUUAAGAAAUCAGCUGGUUUAUUCCUCUGUCCAAGUUCAAAGUCAGUGAAGCCUGGCUUUCUUAGCAAGCAGAAGGAAGAGAGGGGAAGAGACAGAUACAUGAGGUAUUCCUUUGAUGAGCAUGUCAGUCUUUCCUUUAGUCAAUUUCUCCUGUGGUUUUUGUGGUAUACAGUAUGAUAUACAGCACGUGCAUUACCAAGUGCAUUCGCUUCAUAUGAUGACUGACAUCUGUCUCUUGUUUAUUAUUGCACUGUUGACACGCUCCACAAAACUAAAAGCAAGAAAUCUGUCCUUUUGAAAACACAGGUAUCAGCAACAGCAAUGCUCAGUGAGUCAAAUAUCCCUGGUGGCUUUCUUACUUACAGUUUUUCGGGUGUAUCAAAAAAAGUGAGAGUUGAGCUGGGCAGUACUCCAGAGAAGAGUCCCUCACAAUGUCUCCUCCAGGAAUCACCCUAAGCUGCCAGCGCAGUAUAGCGCCUUAGCUGUCUGUAGAUACCAUCUGACAGAUCUCUCAGGUGUGGAAAUUGUUCUCAGGCUUCUGGAACAGAUAUCUUUUGCUGAAAUUGUGUCAAGGAAGAAAGUGUAGAGAUGGUCAUUUCAGAACUGUACAUCGGGAAUGCCAGUGAAGCAGAGAAGAAAAAGUGAUAUCUGGUGGGAGAGAUGAGAAUGAGGGCAAGCCCAUGACGCGUAUUGCUUUUGUAGGCUUUGAACAUCCUGACACCAAUUUUCCUGGUAAAAUGGGAAGUGCUGUCAUGCUUUCUGCUCAAACAGUUUGUAUGUUCUUUGUGUGAAUGUAGUGUUGUGUGGGGAAGAAAAGAAAGGCAGGACAAAGAUGUUCGGGACCUGCCAUGAGUGGUCAUGACCAUAAUAUUUCUAGAACAGAGCUGAUCUAUUGAUUGUAUUCAUGCUUGUAUAAAGCACGGAGCUCAGACCCACAGAUCCUUCGGGACCUCUGACUUUUUGCAUCUGUGCCCUGCUCGUUCCCAGCCAUGUUUCACAUUGGCAGUGAUAGAUGCAUAUGUGUGGUAGAGCAUCUUUUACCUUCCUUAUCUCUGCUACUGAUCAUGAUGUUGCCAGUACUUCUCUUAUCUUGCAAUUACAAUAACUCCUAAGCAGCUCAGGUGCUGCAGCUGACUACCUGGCUGGGCAGUGCAGCCAAUAAACCCUCCCAGAUUUCAGAGCAUCGGAUAUUAGUAUUAAACAUUCACAGAACAUUGAGACUUUGCCCAAGAUGGACCUGAGCUUAUUGAUGUUUCCCAGAGUACUUAAUGCAGCCCAGAAACAAUUUGGAUAUUCUGCUGGCCAGCACACUGCAAAAUCUGUGGAAAAUAGUGACAUUAGGACCUAGCAGGAGUACUCCAGAUUCACCCAGACAGGCAGUGGUCCUUAGUUCCUUGUUUACAUUCUAUUUCUUUAGUAAUACAAUAAAUAUCAAGUAACUCUUCUGGAACUUGAGAUAGGGAUCUGUAGCAUUUUUUCAAUCUUGGCACGAACUGUCAUUAUUAAAAACAAAAAUCAGCAUGAGGGAAUGGGAGAUGAGACCAGGCAACUUACCAUAGAUGAUCCUUCUGUUGAAGUGCAGGAAACUGAUAAUAUCUGUACAUUUGGCUUCAUUGUCAUUCGUGCAAGAGCCCAGAUAGCAGCAGUCCACAGGUUCCUCUCUUCUGCCCACUUAGUCUUCAGAUUUUCCCCAAAGUGAACAGAAUCAGAGAAAAGAGAACAUUUGGCUUAUUUUACUAUACAGUGCGUGGUUUACUAUUUACUCUUUGAAUAAUCUCACUCAUGUUUGGAAAAUUCCUAGAUAUUUUUAUAUACUACAAAUGUACUGGCAAAUACAAAAGCUACUUCUAUGCUUAGCUUAUGUCCUCCAGGUGUUUGCUUAUUCACUUUGCAAUGAGAUCCCAGACCAUGGAACUGGUGGCGGUGGGUGACGGGACAAGUCCCUCUUGGCAGGAUGGAUUGUGUGAGAAGCUGACCAGAGUGGCAUGCAUUGCUUUUGAAUUCUUUCUUGCAACUUUUUAGAGCUAUACCAUUAAAACAAAUCUCUGGUGGUGAUGGGUUAUGUUUUUAUGUAGUGACAGAGGGCUGAGAGAAGGAUUUUUCACACUUGAUGAUGGAGGAGCCCCUGGCAAGGAGAGAAAAGCCCUUGGUUAUAGAUGUGGAUACCAUUCAGCAUUCAUUUUUCUGCUAAGAAAAAAGAUUUGUGGUGUCCUCAGAUAUUUAGUGUGCCAAAAGUGUUGUAAGGGUAGCUGAGGACUGUGAGGGAAUGUGGUAGGAGCAGAGCUGGCUGCUCUGCCAGCCAUGGCUCCAGGCUAAUUGGAGCAGGAGCACUGCCGAGACCAAAAUACCAACCCUGAGAGCCAUAGGGCAUAGCCAGGCCAGGGUGGUGAGCUCUGCUAAUAGGGCAGUGUGGCUAUCUGGUCAGCCCCACAGUGCUGGGAGGAAGGACCGUGUCAGGACAACUGCCAGCAGCUGAUGGCCGUUCCUCCUAUUAGUUAAGCAGGUUUUCCAAGUUUAUAUGUUGUUGUAGUAUUUUCUUUUCCCUGGCCUCUCUCCUUGGGUCAAGAAAAUGUGUAGUCUGGAGUCCUUUUGUUUAGCUCUUAGCUUGGGAGUGGGAAAAAGUUACUCAUUGCUGAGCUCUCAGGAUAAUUUAAUUUCCUGGGUCUCCAGGCUGGUGAUUUAUUCUGGUGUCACUUAAGAGUUUUUAGCAAGAGCAUCUAGGAGCUGAAUUGGCAGAAAUGAUGUGCCAAGGUACAGGUAAGUAUUCUUCGAAAAAAGGAAAUAAACGUAAACGUUACCAAGAAUGUCAAAACAGAGCAGGAGCUUCCGUUAGUUUGUGUGUACUUUAGUGUUAUCUGUGCUCAUCAGCCUCCCCACUCUAUGGUUGUCUUUGUUUUCAUUUUCGCAUGAACACAAUGAUGGGACUUCCAGACUGAGGUAUUUCAGGCACCGUGUCUUACGCAACUUGCUCUUAAGCAGCUGAGACAUGGGUGCCUAUCUGUGUAUGACAAGGAUUAGUUUGUUGCUUAUUUAAUAGGGAUCUUGAAAACUUGUUUAUAACUGUUUACAUACAAUUUUUUCAACAAUUCUGAUUGCCUAAGGCUACAGCAUGUUCACUGUGCUUAUGCGCAGCGUAUAACCCCCAUGUGGCCUCAGGCAAAUGGAGUGGUUAAAAGAUUUAUGCACUGUGCGGAUAAACAAAAUCUGGGAGAAUUUGCCUGAGGCUUUGCCUGGAUUGGCGAAAUGGUGUGAUUUUAAAACGUGAGGAUUAGUACCUGGCAUUUCUCAUAAAGGCUGAUUUGAUGAGGAAAAACCUGUGCUGGAGUGCUGGUUUUAUAAGAAACCCCAUUGAGGUGUGGUAUGUGCAAAGCACAGUUACCAAGUAUCGUCAUAUAAAAACAACCCUCUCUCCUGGAUGUAACUGAAGUAAAGAAAUGCCUCAAAGAUGUUCAAGAAUUUCCCCAACCGAUCAGUGCGAAGAACAGAGAGAUGAGAAUUUGGGAAAUCUCUUUUUCUGAUGGAGGAAAUGAAGACAGGACUGCCAAAACACCCGGCAGGUUCUGAGCUGGUCCUGAGCUUCGUGAAGGGUUCCCUGGAGCCCAGAAACACAGGGAAGGCUUCCACAGAGGUGGGGAUUCUACCUGCAGCAUUUCCCACAAAACUCUAGUCAGGGAGAGGGGAAAAAAGAGUAUCCAGAGGGUCUGGAAAGCUUUGCACACUCUUUUAAACUGCAUACGAGGGGCUCUACAUAAUUAUGAUUCUGCUAGUAGAGUGACUGAUUCUCUUUCAGUAUCACAGAAUCACAGGGGUUGGAAUGGGACCUCUGGAGAUCGAGUCCAACCCCGUGCUGAAGCAGCUUCCCUACAGCAGGUCGCACAGAAAAGCAUCCAGACGGGUCUUGAAUUCAUCUUCAGGGAAGGAGGCUCUGACUGGCUCAGCCUGAAGCGACCUAAAGAUGUCGGCUCGGCUUUGAACGCAAGACAGCAGGAUGCUAAUUACAUUCGGAUUUCCCACAGUGACCCUUUCCUCAACUAGUAUCCAUCAGUGCUCCUCCAGGGUUCUGAAUCUUCCUGGUCUUCUGAGGAACGAGAAGUAAUGAUGGAAGUAGCAAAGAUUUUACAAAGAGGGAGUUUUCAAAACCCCGAGCUGUGGAAUAGGUUCUGAAAUCCAGCCCUUGGCAACUCCUGAUUGAAGCCUAAAGCCACCCUCAGCAGUCUUCCCAGAGCUACUGUGUCACCUAAAGGGCAGCUAUGGACCCCGAGGCCGAGGUGAAGAAGCAGGUGAACCCCUUCUACUGCAACAUUUGCAAAAUCUGGUGUGCUUCCGCAUUAAACCUGCAGACUCACUUCCUUGGAUUCAAGCACAAGAAGGUUGAAGAAGCCCUGAAGGCUCACGGCAUUGUUAAAACUGCGAGUGGCACAGGGGACCAAGUGAAAGCACCCGUAAAACUUCCUGGUUAUGUGCAAACUAAGCCAGAAAGGUAUCAUGGACAGACCUUGGAAGAACAGCUUAAUACAUGUAAAGAUUCAGAACCUGCACUUGGACUUAAUUAUAUAAUUGAAUAUCGAUCAAAAGAUAAUUUUCCUUUUCUUUAUGAGUGUCAACUGUGCCACUGCAAAACAGGACUGAGCAACAUGUUCAUGCAUGUUUGUGGCUCCAAGCACAGGCUGGCAUACCUGAAACAACAUUAUCCUGAGAUAGCAGAAUCUGAUGAAGUUAAGGGUAAAGGCUCUGAACUGAACAGAAAAGUUAGGCAAGUUGCAUUAACAAUUGAGAAGAAAGAAGGAAGAAAACAAUUAAAGGUUGUUAUAGAAGCUCCAGUAAUCAGGAAAAGAUGGCAAGAAUAUCCCAAUGCAGAUGACAGCCCUUCAAAAGCUAAAGUUCAGCAUGUGGAUACGUCGCUUAGUAAUGAGGAAGGAAUAGACUGUAAAAAUAAGGAUGGAAAAUUGCGAGAUCCAAUUCAAGAAGAAAAGAGUGUUCAAGAGGAGCAGGAAAACUGUCAGAAAGAACAGGCAAUACCAGAUGAGAAGGUUGAAACUAAUAAGGCUGUUGAAGGCACUAAAGGCAACCUCACUGAAGAAAGCAGCAGUUCUGAAAAAUGUGAGACCAAUAUACAACUAGAGGAAGAAAACGAGGAAGUUGAGCAAACAUCUGCAGCAGCUGCUGAAGAAUUCACUAGUCAGGAAGAGCUGUUGAGUUACCUGCAAAGUUUUGAGAUACUGAAUGAAGAUGAUGCUGCCUUUAUCCUAAAAGUCACACAGACUCUCACAGAUGCAUUGGUGGAAUAUCGUCAGCAAGCCGCAUCAAAAAAAGACCUCUUAGAUAAUGAACGUAAUGGAGAAGAAGCGUUGGAACGUUCUACAGAACAAUCUGAGCUGACUUCUGCAGAUAUUAGUGAUUCUGAUACUGACUAUUCAUGCAGCCGAUCAGCUAAGAAGUCCUUAUCAAUAAAUGAGGAGGAUGAACUGCAGAACUUUUCAACUGGCUCUUUGGACACAGCAUAUGAGAACAACAUCACCACUGAAUUUUUGAACAGCGUGAGAAAUAUGAAUGUUGAGGAAGUUACUGCUACUCUACAUAAAAUAGCGGCUACAAAUCCAGCUUUCAGAGGAAUGGAUAUUCCAAAUGUUGUAAAGAUCCUGACUGAAAGUGGGACUCUGAGAAGACCAAGCAAUGGCAGCACACACUGACGUGGUAGUUAGCAGAGUUAAUAUUGCAGUGUUUACUUUCUGUAAGUUUUAAAUCAUUCUUUUGCUUAAUAUGAACUCAAUGUAACUGAUUUUGCUAUAUCCAAAUACUGCACGAUGUUCUUUUAAUUAAUAAUUUGGUUUUGAGAUUCUUAUUAUUUUCUCCUAUAGUGAAAAUAUUUGUGGAAAAGUUAAAUUUAAUGUUAUUUCCAUUUCCAUUGGCCUGUAUUUUUAAAUGAGUAGCCAUUAUUUUCCUAAAUAUCUUUUACAUAUUAGCAGUCUGAUCUUUUCUUAUCGAUUCUUAUGGCUCUUUGUAAGAGUUAAUCACAGAACUGUAGGGGUUGGAAGAGACCUCUGGAGAUCAUGUAAUCUAACCCCCUACUAAAGCAAGUUCCGUACAGUAGGUUGCACAGGAGGUCAUGCAGAUGGGUCCUGAAUAUCUCCAGAGAAAAAGACUCUACAACCUCUCUAGUGUUCUGUCACCCUCAUGUUUGUAUGGAACUCCCUGCAUUCCAGUUAGUGCCCAUUGCCCCUUGUUCUGUUUCUGGACACCACUGAAAGGAGCCUGACCACACCCACUUGACUCCUGUCCUUUGGAUAAGUCUUGAUAAGCUCCCCCCUUAUUUUUUUCUUCUCCAGGCUAAACAGUCCCAGGUCUCUCAGCCUUUCCCAUAAAUGAGGUGCUCCAGGUCCUCAUCGCCUUUGUGUCCCUUCACUGGACUCUCUCCAGAAGUUCCCUGUCUUUCUUGAACUGGAGAGUCCAGAAUUGGGCACAGUACCCCAGAUGUGGCCUCAUCAGGGCAGAGCAGAGGGGGAGGAGAACCUCCCUUGAUUUGCUGACCGUGCUCUUUUUCAUACACCUCAGCAUCCCAUUGGCCUCCUUGACUACAAGAACACACUGCUGGCUCAUGAUCAGCUUGCUGUUCACCAGGACACCCACGUCCUCUGUAGAGCUCCUCUCCAGCAGGUCAUCCCCUAACCUGUACUGACAUACGUGGUUAUUCCUUCUCAGGUGUAGGAAUCUGCACUUGCCCUUGUUGAACCUCACCAGGGUCUUCUGUGCCCAACUCUUGAGCCUGUCCAGGUCUCACUGAACGGAAGCGCAGCAUUCUGGUGUGUCAGUCACUCCUCCCAGCUUUGUAUAAUCAGCUGAGGGUGCAUUCUGUCCCUUCAUCCAGGUUAUUGAUGAGAAUAUUGAGCAAGACCAGACAUUGUACUGACUCUCGGGGAGCACUGCUAGCUACAGGCCUCCAACUAGACACUACACCACUGAUCACAACCCUCUGAGCUCUGCCAGUCAGCAAGUUCUCAAUCCGCUCCGCUGUCUGCUCGUCUAUUCCACACUUCCUAAGCUUGCCUAUGAGGAUGUUGGAGACAGUAUCAGAAGCCUUGCUGAAGUUAAAGUAUACUACAUCCACUGCUCUCACCCAUCUACCCAGCUGGUCAUGACAUCAUAGAAAGGUACCAGAUUGGUCAAGCAUGAUUUCCCCUUGGUGAAUCCAUGCUGACUACUAAUAACUUUCUCUUCUACUACAGCAGUCAGCAGUACAAAUGCAUCCUACACCAAACAGUCAAAUUAUCCCCUGUGGCUUCAAGACCAUACUGAAAAGCUAUUGAAAUUAGGGGUAUCCUCCCAUAUAAGGAUUAUGAAUUGGUCUCCUGUUUUUCAAUAAAGAUUAAAUAUUAUAACAAAUCAGUGAUGCCAGUUCAGUUCUGAGUUAAGUGCAUGGAUUAUAGGUAACUUUGGGAGAGUAGUUAACUGGAAGUGUUAGCAAACUCAGCAGAGGUUGACUUACUUGCAAAUUCAGGGGUAUAUCCCAAGAGAUGUAACCAGACUAUACUUAAGAAACGCUGACAUGGUAGUGAAAGAAUCUUUUGUCUUCUUUUAUUUUACCAGUAUAAGCACAAAGUGAAAGCUGGCUUAUACUGUCCUUCAAUUCAUGCUCUUUUAAAGUGAGGUGGGUUUUUUUUGUUUGUUUUUUUACCUAUAGUAAUAGUGUUAUUGACUGUAUAUAGACAGAGAUUCUGUAUGUUAGCUGCUGUUAAUUUUGUAGGAUGAUAGAAAAAUGUUUGGAAUGGUUACAGGCUUAUGUUUGGGGAAAAGAACUGAAAAAAAUUAAAUUGUGUGGGUCAGAUUUGCUUCCUGAGUAGCAUUCAGUGCUUCUGAUUAAAAUUCUUCAGCAUUGCAGUCGAAAGUUGGUAUAAUACAGACAUGGCGGAGCCAGAUUGCAAACAAACCUUUUAAUGUUAACUUACUGUUUUUGGACGUCUGGAUGAAAUUGAGAGUCCUCAUCUUUGUGUUUUCACAUCUUCACAUCCUGGAAUGCAAGAUGCCAUGAAAAAAUAAGGUAACAAAGAAAGCAGCAGUUAAGGAGUAUGGUUAGCUAGGAAUGAAAACAGUUCAUUGACAGUUAAAGAAGUUAAAACACAAAACAAUUACUUCUUUAAAGUAAUAAUGAAAAAGCUCUGGAAUGCCUUUAAAUAUGUUCUCAUCAGAAACAGAGGUGGAACAGUAGCUCUUCCAGCUUGUUUUCACUAUAAUAGGGACAGCGUUCAUGUCUACUUGAUGAAGAUAUGCUUGAUCAGUAAAAACAGCUUAGAGGUUACCUGGAAUACAAAUAUGUUCCUGAAGUAUCUGCAAUAGUAGCAGCUUCAUGUUUUUGUUUUCAUAGUGCAGAACGUUCUAUUAAUUAAAAUAAUAGCCUAUUCAGCUCUUGUAAAUGGCCACCUCUGGAACAGCUUCUUUUUCACUGGCUGUGGAAUCCUUCCUAAUGGAAAUAAAAUUAAGGGGAAAUAACUUGGAUUUAAGUAUUUUUUUUUCCUCAGGUCCAUUAAGCACAUGCUGAAAAUGGAAAGACUUCUGAAUCUAUAGCACACUGAUAUAGAAUGGUUUGAAUGAUGUGUUGCAGAGUGCCACUGUACUUCUCAAAGACAAAAUAGCAAAUGCAAAAAUGACAAAGUGUAUGCUUCUGGAAAUGUUUUUGGAAAGAAUGUCUAACAUAGCACAUUCAGUUGGACAAUUAAUCUCCCUUUAAAGCUUUCUUUUCUGGUGCAAAUAGAGGCUCUAAAAGAGCUAGAUUAUUUUGUUUGUUCUUCUGCCUGCCUGUGUUUUGUGAUGGCUUGGUAUGUUCUCACGCUAACAGAAAACUGUAUACCUAUUCCAAAACAGUUCUUAAGGAUAACAUCUAACUUAUGCCAGAAUUGUGUGGUUUAAAAGAGUGAGGCGUCAGAGAGCUUUGGGGAAAUUGUCUUCAACAAAAUUGCAGAACUUGAACAUCUCUUAGAAGGCAUAAAGUGGAAAAGAGAAGGGCAUUCACAGGUGAACUGACAGGAAAUGGAAGGUUUUGACUGUGCAACAGAAGACUCACUGUCUGGUGUAGGUUAUGAUGAGCUCUGGUUAUAAAGUUCUGGAAAUGUUCUGCUCUUACAGAACCAUAAAAUCAUUAAGGUUGGAAAAGAAGUCCAGCCACCAACCCAUCCUCACCCUGCCCACUAAACCAUGACACUCAGUGCCACAUUUACACCUCUCUUGAACACCUCCGGCAGUGGUGACUUCACCACCUCCCUGGGCAGCCUGUUCCAAUGCAUUACCACUCUCUCUGAGAAUAAAUGUCACCUAAUAUCCAACCUGAAUCUCCCCUGGCACAAUUUAAAGCCGGUAUGUCUCAUUCUAUUGCUAGUUUCCUCUUGUUUUGCUUCCUGUUUCUUCUAGGACUGUCUUUCUCAGUAAAGAAUUGGUUAUCCCUCUUGAAGCAGCAGGCCCUGUCUUGUGAGUUUGAUCUAGGUAUCAAUGUACGUAAUCCAUAUAGUGUGCCUGAAGGUAUGGCACUCUAUGUGAAACCUGAAAUGCUAAUAGUGACUGCAUUGCCUUCACUGAAAUUAUUCUAAAGGCUUUUAAGUGUUUUUCUACUUUGUAAAUGCAAAUACUGCUUGGGUUUUUUGUUUGUUUGUUUUGUGAGAGGAAAUGUUAUUACCUGAAUUCAUUUUAGAAGCAUAAUUAAAAAUAUUCUCAUGGAGCACAA